AUGACUUUGGAAUGUGCCAUAUGCUUGAGUGUGUUUGAGGAACGAGAAGUAGGUAAGAGCUUGCCGAGGUGCUCACAUGCGUUUCACCUCGAGUGCAUUGAUAUGUGGCUCUUCAGUCAUUCUACGUGCCCUAUUUGUCGUGCUCAAGUUGUGGUAGAAGUUGAUAAUGUUAAUCAGAGAAGCGCGGCGGUCGUUGGUGGUGAUGGUGUCGUGGAAAAUGAGGUGGUGGUGGAGGAGACUUCUCUCAAUCUUGGUACUAUCGAUGAUGCUAAUCAGAUCGCUGUCAGGUUGAGUGAUCAAGUUAUCAUGGAAAUUGAGGAAAUUAGUGCAGAUUCUGAUGAUCAGCAAGUGGUAACUUGUGAAUGUAGAAUAAUGGUUGAUUGCUCUUUAACAAGGAUUUUGAGUAGGAAUAGAUUAGAGCAAAGGGUUCAUCCUUCAGCUGACGCUACAUGA
Messenger RNA from Beta vulgaris subsp. vulgaris (sugar beet), 453 nucleotides. RefSeq names its product RING-H2 finger protein ATL2. The record is from RefSeq and is a predicted model, not a curated record. Lineage: Eukaryota; Viridiplantae; Streptophyta; Magnoliopsida; Caryophyllales; Amaranthaceae. The coding region runs from base 1 to 453 and encodes 150 amino acids. The transcript has a single exon.